This is a messenger RNA of Setaria italica (foxtail millet), 1667 nucleotides long. Its product is annotated as PTI1-like tyrosine-protein kinase 1. Gene Ontology annotation, molecular function: protein tyrosine kinase activity; ATP binding. Lineage: Eukaryota; Viridiplantae; Streptophyta; Magnoliopsida; Poales; Poaceae. The record is from RefSeq and is a predicted model, not a curated record. The transcript is spliced from 9 exons. The coding region runs from base 181 to 1518 and encodes 445 amino acids. Gene Ontology annotation, biological process: protein phosphorylation.
UCAGAAAAAGGACAGAGGAAAAAAAAAGGAACGCGCUAUAAAAUGCGGCCACCGCCCUCCGCCUCGCACCUCUCUCGCGUUCGAGGCGAAGCCGACGACGAGCUCAGCAGCGCCGACGCCGCACCGCAAACGGCUCGCCCCUCCCUCGAGAAUAGGUGUAAACUACAGUAAAGUAUAGUGAUGUGGUGUCGCUGGGUUUGCUGCAAUUGCCAAGUGGAUGAAUCCGAUCAGCGUGAAAAUGGGCAAUUCAAGGUCACAACGAACAAUGCUGACGGGAUGACAAAGGGAUUCAAAGAUUCUGCUACUGGAAAAGUCGAGCCUCAGAAUGCUGCUCCCCCUAUCAAUAUUCCUGUUCUAUCCUUGGAUGAACUGAUAGAAAAAACUGAUGAUUUUGGGUCAACGGCUUUGAUAGGUGAAGGUUCUUACGGGAGAGUAUACUAUGCCGUCCUUGAUAAUGGAACAAAAAUGGCAGUGAAGAAACUUGACUCUACUGAAAAUGAACCCACCACCGAAUUCUUGACCCAGGUUUCAUUGGUUUCAAGGCUGAAGCAUGAAAACUUCGUAGAUAUGUUGGGUUACUGCACAGAGCGUAAUCUUCGCAUUGUAGCCUAUGAAUUCGCCACCAUGGGUUCUCUGCAUGAUGUUCUACAUGGAAGAAAAGGAGUUCAAGGUGCUCAACCUGGCCCAGCGCUUGAUUGGAUGCAGCGAGUGAAAGUUGCUGUUGAUGCUGCGAAAGGACUUGAAUAUCUGCACGAGAAAGUUCAGCCUUCGAUUGUCCACAGGGAUAUUAGAUCUAGUAACAUCCUCUUAUUUGAGGACUUCAAGGCAAAGAUAGCAGACUUCAAUCUCUCAAAUCAGGCUCCAGAUAUGGCUGCCCGGUUGCAUUCUACUCGUGUGCUGGGAACCUUUGGAUAUCACGCUCCAGAGUAUGCAAUGACUGGUCAGCUAACCCAGAAAAGUGAUGUGUAUAGCUUUGGAGUGGUUCUCUUGGAGCUUUUGACAGGUAGAAAGCCUGUAGACCAUACAAUGCCUAGAGGGCAGCAGAGCCUGGUAACCUGGGCUACACCGAGAUUAACUGAAGACAAGGUGAAGCAGUGUGUAGAUCCUCGGUUGAAGGGUGAAUAUCCAGCAAAAGGACUCGCUAAGCUCGCUGCUGUAGCAGCUUUGUGUGUGCAAUACGAAGCUGAGUUCCGCCCAAAUAUGAGCAUUGUGGUCAAGGCUUUAUCUCCACUGCUCGUAAUUUACUCUCUGGAAUAUCUGUUAGGCUGCAAAUAUGAUAGGAACAACGGCUUGGAUAAUAGACAAAAUGGAUCGAUUCACCUCUCGGAUUCGGACAACUACAUGGAGGACGUCUUUGGUACUGCAGUGACAACCAAGCAUCUGCGGUUUUUCGGCAAUGUUCAUAUUCAUCUUUUAAGAAACAUGAAUUCUGAAGCAAGCCUGCACUUUUGGCUGGCUAUAGGAAUUGGAUGCCUGUAUUUGGGUCAAAUAUAUAAACGGGAAUGUGUAGAUGCCUAAUUUACGAGUCACUGGAAUCCAUUCAUAAUAGCUUCGGGCUGUCAUUUGACGUGGUCUCGUUGACAUAUAUAUUGCUCAGUGAGCUACAUGUAAUGUUGACUGGAAAAUUGGUGACUUAAUUGAUUUCCUAAGAUUCUAGCAUCAUUUAA